UCCCUGAGUGCUGUUGUCAUCUGGACCCGUCUUCAUCUGUGCUCGACCUCAUUUGGCUCCGGUUGAACAUGUCAUCAUCAUAUGCUGCUGCUAUAUCAGCCCUUCUUUCUACCAGCUCUCCUAAUCCAUCCAGCAAGCCUAGACCCCAUCCCACCCAAGACAAAGUUGGAAGUCCUAAACCUGUCCCCUCGCCAAUCGCACCCUCUCACCACCCUCCAGCUGCAGAAAAACAGCCUCAGGAACCUGAGCCUCUAGAGUCUUAUGAUGAGCAACAGGAGAAUCCUGCAGACUACGGGAUAGGUGGUUACUACUCUGUAGAGAUUGGAGAGAUUUUCGUUGACAGAUACCAAGUGGUCAGAAAGUUGGGAUGGGGUCACUUCUCCACGGUGUGGCUCUGCUGGGAUAUGGAGGAGAAGCAUUUUGUGGCCCUGAAGGUGGUGAAGAGUGCUCAAAUAUUUACAGAGACGGCUCUGGAUGAGGUCAAACUUCUGAAAUGUGUGAGGGACAGUGACCCUAAAGAUCUUAAACGUGAGAGAAUCGUGCACCUCAUUGAUGACUUCAGGAUCUCUGGAGAGAAUGGAGAGCAUGUGUGCAUGGUUCUGGAGGUGCUGGGUCAUCAGCUCCUGCGGUGGAUCAUCAAAUCCAACUACACAGGUCUCCCCCUGCCCUGCGUUAAGAGCAUCCUCAGACAGGUUCUGCAGGGUUUAGAUUACUUGCACACCAAAUGCAAGAUUAUACACACAGACAUCAAGCCAGAGAACAUCCUCUUGAGAGUGGACGAGGUUUAUGUUCAGAAACUGGCUGCAAACACCAAGCUGUGGCAUAUGCCUGUGUCCUCUGCUUUCACCAGCUCUCCAGUCAACAGGAGCUCCAGGGAGAAUCAGAGCCUGUCCAAGAUAUUGGGGAAGCUGACCGGGGUUUUCCACACUCUUGGGGAGUGGUCGAGCAAGGUCUCUAGGACCCAGAUUAACCGAUUGACAAGGAGGGACAGGAGACGACGGGGACAGGAGAGUGCAUCUGACCACAGUCAAAAAGACAAACCUCAUGUGGGCUUUGCUGAUGUCACAGCUCCCUCUAGCACUUCCAGCUCCACCUGUCACUCUAAGCUUAAGGGUCCUAACCUCACCUUUAGGAGACAUACGCUGUUGUUGGAAGAUGGACUGGACUCCACUUUGCACAGCCACAGAGACUCCAUGUGCUCGUUGCCAGACCUCAAAAAAGAUGCUGCGGUCUUUGGCUGUAGAUCAAUGUUAUUACAUCAGACUGCAGACAGAGAGCCGCCUCUGCGUUCACCGUCCACCUCAUGUGGUAUCAGUGACUCUGACGAACUUCUGGACCUACUGAAUUCUCAAAAUGCUGAUCAAAUUCUCAUCAAGAUUGCUGACCUAGGCAAUGCCUGCUGGGUGCACAAACACUUCACUGAAGACAUCCAGACGUGUCAGUACCGCUCUGUGGAGGUCCUGAUAGGUGCUGGCUACAACACACCAGCUGACAUUUGGAGCACUGCUUGCAUGGCUUUUGAGCUGGCUACAGGAGACUAUCUGUUUGACCCUCAGUCAGGAGGCACAUUCUCCCGCGAGGAAGAUCACAUUGCACAUAUCAUUGAGCUGCUGGGUCCUCUUCCAUCCAAGUUUAUCGUCUCAGGGAAAAAGUCCAAACGGUACUUCAACCGCAAAGGACAACUGCGGCGCAUCUCAAAGCUGAAGCCCUGGAGCUUGUAUGAGAUCCUGCUGGAUAAGUACGAGUGGCCUCAGGAUGAAGCCGCCCAGUUCAGCUCGUUUCUCCUGACUAUGCUGGAGCUGCUGCCAGAGAAAAGAGCCACAGCUGCACAGUGUCUGAAACACCCCUGGAUCACCUCAUAGACACACCGGCUCUGUGUUGCUCAGAGAUCAAGCGGACUAGUUCUCUGUUCAGGAGCAGCCUCGGACACAUCAGAUAUGACAAGGGACCUGGUCAACUGUGGGAAAUACACUAGUAGUGUGGUGCUGGCAUCAUGAGCACAGCUUUCAUGAAUAUUUACUAGCUUGAGUAAGAGCCAUUUAUCCACUGGGUUGUUUGUUUUUUAGUAUUUUAAUGGCAGUCACAUUUAAUUUAGUCACAGCUAUAACCAAUUUUGUCUUACAGGGAAAGUGCUUUCUAACAUGAUCACAAGGUUCUUGAGUUUCAAUAA
Molecule: messenger RNA, 2170 nt
Organism: Scomber japonicus (chub mackerel)
Lineage: Eukaryota; Metazoa; Chordata; Actinopteri; Scombriformes; Scombridae
Product: SRSF protein kinase 2-like
Exons: 14
Coding region: 69-1862 (597 amino acids)
Biological process (GO): regulation of mRNA processing; spliceosomal complex assembly; protein phosphorylation
Molecular function (GO): protein kinase activity; ATP binding
Source: RefSeq, a predicted model, not a curated record